This is a messenger RNA of Polistes canadensis, 3466 nucleotides long. RefSeq names its product protein croquemort-like. Gene Ontology annotation, cellular component: cytoplasm; membrane. The transcript has 10 exons. Gene Ontology annotation, molecular function: scavenger receptor activity. The record is from RefSeq and is a predicted model, not a curated record. Bases 336 to 2006 code for a protein of 556 amino acids. NCBI's taxonomy places the organism in Eukaryota, Metazoa, Arthropoda, Insecta, Hymenoptera, Vespidae.
GUGGAGGGGACGCCUACGAUAAAACUGUUAGGCAUAGCCUGUUGAUCCAUUACGCUUGCCAGUUACAGACUCAACGGUCGUCGGUGUCGGGUCGCAUCGAAAAAAGACCGAAAGAUCAGUGAGAGUAAUAGAGCGGUCAGCAGCAGCGUGAAUCAGCAAACGGAAGAGCUACGGGGUGGGGUGAGGGAGGUAAUCGUGAAGGAGGAGGUGGUGGAGGUGGAAGAGGAGGUCGACGUUCAUUGAGUUCAGGGUGCACAUGUUGAAAAGACGGGAAAUAACGAACGUUCUAAUUUACAGUCGUCUUCGUCCUAACUAUAAUAGUAUACGUCAUCAAAAUGAAGGCUUUGAUUAUAUCGACCGUAGUAAUAUUAACUGGAAUACUCGUAUUUGUUUUGGGAUAUUAUUUGGCUGUUCACAACGUACCCCUCUUUACUCAUAUCCUUAACGAGCAAUUGGUUUUAUCGGAAAAUUCGAAAAGCUACGAAUUUUGGAAGGAUACGAGAAAUCUUCCGCCUAUGCAUUUAGAUUUUUAUUUUUUUAAUUGGACGAAUCCAGAAGAUCUGACUGUUCAUGGUGAAAAACCGAAUUUAGUACAAGUUGGCCCGUAUAGUUUUUUAGAGAUCAGGCAGAAGGUGAAUAUUACGUUUCAUCCAGAAAAUAACACCGUCAGUUACUUUCAACAACGAUUCUGGUAUUUUGAUCAAGAACGUAGUAAUGGAACAUUGCAAGAUAUUAUCACACAACUCGAUGCAGUCGCAGUAUCAGCCACGCACAAAAUACGCAACUGGUCUUAUUUCAUGCAAAAUACCUUCUCCUAUAUACUUAGUUCGAGAUCCGAUUUAAGUGUAAGAAAAACUGUUGACGAAUUGUUGUUCACUGGUUACGAGGAUACGUUAAUUAACAUGGGAAAGGUUGCAGCUACUCAGGAAAUGCCACCCUUUGAUCGCUUCGGUUGGUUUUAUACGAGAAAUGGUUCUGUUAACUUCGAUGGUAACUUCAAUAUGGAUACCGGUAGUGAGGAUAUCAGUCAAUUAGGUAUAUUGAAAAAAUGGAAUUACAAGGAUACCACGACGUACUUUAAAAGUCCUUGCAAUGUAGUCGAAGGAAGUGCCGGUGAAUUUUGGCCGCCGGAUCAAAUCGAAGCUGAUAUCAAUUUAUAUAGUCCGGAUAUAUGCAGAUCAUUGACGUACGAAUAUGAGAAAAAGGUUAAUUAUAGGGGCAUCGUCGGUAAUAAAUAUACUCUCGGUAAAAAAACUUUAGGAAACGAUACAAAAAAACGUUAUCCACACGACCAAGCUAAGUAUUUUGAGAUUACAACUACGACCGAGGAUUUCUUCGAGUCUGAUUACUCGGCAGAAGUUACCCAGACGCCCCAAAACAACGAGGAUCCUGACGUAGUUAAUUUAGGAAAUUGUUAUUGCAAUGGCGAAUGCAAUCCUAGUGGUUUAAUAAAUAUAACUUCAUGUCGUUACGGAGCACCGGCCUUUGUCAGUCUUCCUCAUUUUUAUAAAGCUGAUCCUAUGUUAAGUAAUCAGGUCAUAGGGAUGAACCCUAACGAAGAAGAUCACAGUUUCUACAUCAUUUUAGAACCCGCUACUGGAAUACCUUUAGAAGUAGCUGCUAGAUUACAAGUCAACAUGCUCAUACAACCGUCGCAUACCAUUUCACUUUUCCAACAUGUCCCAAAGAUAUACUUCCCAAUGUUUUGGUUCUCUAUGAAGGUACAAGCACCUGAACAAUUUGCAUCCGAAUUGAAAAGUUUGUUUGCACUUAAAGACUUAAUGUUGUGGUCUGGUAUAUUUUUAAUCCCGACUGGAAUUACCAUAAUAUUUUCGACUUUGGUUUAUCUAUACUUCAGGAGGAAUACAGUUCACGAACAAAUAAAGAUGGAGAACUCGAAUGGUUCUUCAAAGAAAAACGGGGAAUCUGUCUACUUGAGCAAAUUGAAUCCCGAUGAAGACACUCACGUCAGAAGUAAUCGUCAAUUGUAUCCGAAACUUUAUUGAUGAUUUAUUAUGUUUUUAUCUUUUAUCAGAUCAUCAUACUUGUGCCAAUAGCAGUCGAAUUUUAAGAUUUAUUAUCUUAAAUCCGUCUACCAAGUUUUGAAGACACCUGCUUAUUUGAUUGAGCUUCGAUAUUUCUGAUUAAAAGGAAUGCUUAUCCUUAUUAAACAAAUUACCGUCCUCACUCAAAUCGAUAAAAGAAUAUAAAUAUAAAUGUGUAAAUAUAUACAUAUAUGUAUAUUUGUGUAUUUAUACAUAUACGAAUAUUUUUAUACUCUUAUUAGAAUGAAUGCGCAAAUUUCGCGUGGUUAGAUAUCAAUUUUUAAAUUAAAAACUAAAAUAUCGAUCCAUAGUUGAAAUUUUGUACGCUGAAUAUACCAAUGAUUAAGUUUCAUUUUAUUUUAUAAAGAUUUUACAAAUAUUUUAUAAGCCAUAAUCCUCUAACAUUUAAAUACAUUCCUGAUGUAGAAAUUAGUGUAUGUAAAUCGAUCAAGAUUAUAAGAUGGUAGAAUUUAAGACUGAAGAAUAUUUUAAUUGUUAUGAUUGUGAUUAUUAUUUUAUUAAUGGAUGGUAAUACAAAAAAAAAAAUUAAAAAGACAAAGUGCGGCCUUGAAUAUUAUAGUUUUCUAUAUAGACUCAUAAAUUUCCGAAUCAAAUAUUGGAUUUAUCCUAAAAUUAAUAAUGUUAUUAAAAAGAAGAAAAUUGAUAACAGAAUGAUUUCUAUCGGUUGUUGGAAAAGAUUAGUUUGUUACAAAUAACGUCGUUGUGCCUUGUAAAUUCUAUUACAACAAUUAUUAAGAAAUUGUUAUUAAUAGUAUUAUAUUUUAUUAAUAACAAUUUUAGAGAUUUAUUUUCAGGAUAAUCUCUAAUAGAUCACAAUACUUCCAUUUACAUAGAAUACAUUUUUUAAUUAACAUUGCGCAUUACUUCUUAUCUUUGACAUAAAUGUUUUCUACGAAGCCUCGGAAUUUAGAUAUUUUUCAUUAAACUGUUUGACGUUCGUAAAAAUUGUAAAAUAAUAGAUAAACAAAUGUUUCAUGAAAAAUUUGUCAUAUUAUUUUAAUUUUCAUAUCAAAAGGAAAGCUUUAUUGAAAUAUAUUUUGGUCUUGCUCUCUAGGAAAACAUUCAUUACUCUCUUGAUGUGCAAUGUAUUAAAGAAUCAAAAUAACUACGUUUACAUAUUUGUGCCAAACAUUUUUUUUUAUGAUCGAAAAUCUACGGUUGAACGUAUGCUUAGACAUGUUCACUAGAUAGACACGAAUACGGGAAUUAAUAUAGUUUUUAUACCUGGUGUAGUGCAAUAUGACUAUUUAACAGCGUUGAACAGACCUCAUAAAAAAAUAGCGUAAUAGAAGAUUAUAAAAAAUUAUAAACUAUCAGAGCUUACGCGAAAUUGUCCACAAUUUCGCAUAUAACAUAAUUAUUUUAUUUUAUUUCUACCAUUAAAAUAAAAAUAAUAUUAU